AUGGCGCACAUAUUGGCUGAAGCAGAUGUCAUUUUAGAUGGCUAUCGACCUGGCUGCAUGGAAAGAUUAGGAUUUGGUCGACAAGCUGUUCACGAAAUGGCUCUAAAAAGAGGUAAAGGCAUUGUUUAUGCUCGUGAGAAUUGUUACGGUUGGGCUGGUCCAUGGUCUCUACGUUCUGGCUGGCAACAGAUCAGUGAUUGCGUGACUGGUGUUGCUUGGUUACAAGGAAAAUUUUUAGGUCUCAAUGAACCCGUCUUACCACUUCUUCCAAAUUCUGAUUAUCAAACUGGAAUAGUUGGUGCAAUUGCUAUUGUACAAGCCCUACAUAAACGUGCUCAUCAAGGAGGCUCAUAUAACGUUGACGUUUCACUCAAUCAGUUCAAUAUUUGUCUAAUUCUUAUUUUCAUAACUUCAUGUCAUACAUCAUCAUCUGACUGUGAUAUACAUUCUAAUCAAGAUGAUACUCCAUUUAACAUUAAAGUUCAGCAAUCACCUUUAAUUCUAAUUGGAACUUCAUUAAAUAAAAAUAUUGAUAUUAAUAUUCCAAAUUUAUUUAAUGUCACAUUUCUAGUUCGAUGUAUUUUAAAAGGUCCCCCAACACAACGUAUUAUUCGUAUUGUUCAAGCAGGUUCACUUCUUGGUCGUCGCUCGUGUCAAAGAUUUGAUGUCAAUCGAGAAUAUAUUGCUUUUCUUGAACCAUUUUUCGAUGGAACUUAUCGACCAGUUGAUUUAGAUGAGAUUUCAUAUAAUAAUCAAAUAAAUUUAUUACUUGAAAAAACAUGUGGUCUUUCACGAAUGUAUCCAUUCACGGAAUUGAAUGAUACUGAAGCACGAUUGACUAAUAAAUGCCCAUCAGCUGUUUCGAUUGAUUGUCCACUAGAAACAUCAACAACUUCUAUUACAACAACGAUUAGUACAGUUUUAUCGACGACGACAACAACAAAGGAUUCUAUAAUGUUUGGGAAAAGCACGAUUGAUUUUGCAGCAUUAUCACUUCUUCUAGCUGAACAUCAACGUCAAAACUUGAAUUUAACUUUUUUACAAGGUCAAAAUCAUAAGUCGCUUUUUUCGGAUGAUGUAGCACGAAAAAAUCAAGCUAAUCGAUUUUCAUUUAUGAUUAUUAUCAGUUUAAUCCAGAUAAUUUUUUCUAGUAUUCUUCAUCUUUUUCUGUAG
Rotaria sp. Silwood1 is the source of this 1173-nucleotide messenger RNA. Lineage: Eukaryota; Metazoa; Rotifera; Eurotatoria; Philodinida; Philodinidae. The record is from the annotation of a GenBank genome assembly.